CAACAACUUCAGGUGCUUAUCAAAAACCUAAGUGCGGCAGGCAUUCUACAUGCAGAUGAGAUGGUUCAAUUUUUUCAACGGAUUCAAGGACCUAAGCCGUCAGUGAUAAAGCUGAAAGUGAUAGCUUAUGUCAUUGCACCGGAACUUGUCGUAAAACGAGACGGGACAAUUGCGACCAGGCGUUCACUUCUGAUCGAGGUUUUCGAGGGACAAAUCGAGGCUCCAGAGGGUUUGAUUAAAAGCGUUAUGAUAAGUCCCGAAAUCGAUAUCCAAAUUGGAGGUAGAACUGCGACGAAAAGAGGCGUCGUCUCUCAAUCUUCAGAGAUGGCGCACCGUCCUGAGCAACUUGGUGCGGAAUUCGGAUUGGUAACGCACGUCGAGCCAUCGGUCCCGAAGUCGCCAUCCAGCAACAAGGUCGAGUCGCGACCAGACGAGGUCUUGGCCGGACACAACGUACCAUUCGAAAGCCCCGCGGGCGGAAGGCGUACGCCGCAAGCACCAAAGCCGGUAGACAAAAUGCUCCUGAAUAACCUAGAGGAAUCGGCAGCCUUGCCAUUGGUGGUCAUUCAGCACAUCCUCAACGGCUUGGUCAAAACUAGUCGCUUAAAAAUGGAAGUCAGCAAGAAAGUCGUCGAUUACCUGAGGCCAAAGGCGAAUUCUGCAACAAACGUUCAACUGAUGGACGUCCGCGACGCUUUUGAAGUCCUACUUUAA
Messenger RNA from Soboliphyme baturini, 714 nucleotides. Lineage: Eukaryota; Metazoa; Nematoda; Enoplea; Dioctophymatida; Soboliphymatidae. The record is from the annotation of a GenBank genome assembly.